Molecule: messenger RNA, 1992 nt
Organism: Cercospora beticola
Lineage: Eukaryota; Fungi; Ascomycota; Dothideomycetes; Mycosphaerellales; Mycosphaerellaceae
Source: RefSeq, a predicted model, not a curated record
UGCUGGCCUGAUCGGACUUUGUGCCUAUGGGUACCACAUUUACAUGGUGUUUGGUACGUGAGCAAGCCAGAUCUCACCUUGCAGCUGCACCGCAAGUAAGUAGCACUUGUCAGCCCGGCACUCGACCGGGACACGCGAGUGCGUUCUCUUCUCUUUCUUCGUGUGCCUCCUCCACCUGUGUCAAAUCUCUUGCGCUCUUGGAUGCUGGACAUCGUAGAACUCAUCUUCAGACCUGUGAAGCUGCAUGAGAGACCUCAAAAUCGCCAUGGAGAUCGAGACUCCACCUUCACCGCACAGUCCACCGCCAAGGUUUUCUGUGUCAGAGGCUGCCACGCCGCGCUUCACCGAGCACAUCCAUGAUUCCCCACCAUACCAACAGUAUCAAAAUUUCGACGCACAAGACACUGGAGUUCCUCGCUAUGGCUCAGAUGCAGGCACACUCGUCGAUGGCAGGCUAUCGAAAAAGGACAGACCAUAUUCUCCCAGCGAGCUAGAUGACAUGCCUAUGGCGGAGACUUACCGUAACAAAAAUGACGAGAGUGAGAAAGAAGUGGUCAUACCUCCCAUCGCGCCAGAAGCUUUCCCCCAACAGACAGACAAUACAAUACGACCUCAAAGGAGACGCAUCUGCGGCAUUUCGGCAAUACUAUUCUGGUUGAUUCUGGCUGCCAUCAUAAUACUAGGGAUAGCACUGGGCGUGGGGCUUGGCGUCGGGUUAAAUCAAGACGAUGAGGAUGAUGAUUCUUCACGAGGUCCAGACGUGAACGCAACAUUUUUGAUCGGUGGCGCGAUAGAUCCCGAAUACUACUCGAGCGAAGGUGCUUUCAAUGGAUCUGGCAUUGCCUUAGCUUCUCAAUCCUUUUCUCGGGAGCUACAAGAAGGCACUCAAGGGACUCUCGUCAUGUACUACCAACACUACAAUGGCGAUAUCCGAUUCAAACAACUUGCCAAUGAUGGCAGCUGGAAAGGCGGGGACUUUUCAGCAGUUGUUGCGCAGGACGCGAAGAACAGCACUCCUCUGUCUGCCGUGUCGUACGUGCUGAACAAUGCCAGCACCUGGCACGUGUUCUACAUAGACCAGAAUAACACUCUGAAGCAGAGAUCGAACAGUAACACGACCAAUGUAUGGACAGACGGGCCUAUCAACAAUCUGAAUCUCCAGGUGUAUGAUGCAGACAUGGUCGGCAUGCAGGCCUGUUGGUACGGCAGCGAGUAUGGAGACAGUGAUUACGCUCAUUCUCCACUUCCGAACGAGGACCCAAAUGCCAGUCGUAGUGCAGAAGCGGGCAUGCACAUGUGGUAUGCAUCGGACGCUACGACUUUCCAGCAGCUCGGAUGGCGGAACGGCGACGACACCUGGGAACAUCAGUUCACUUGGGACUCCAAGAAUGGUCACGCUGGUGUAGGCUGUUAUUCUUGGGGUCCUGGGACAGUGACAUAUGUGAUGUUUGUCAAUGAGCAGAACGCCGUGGAAUUUUGGUGGAAGGACACGAAUACGAAUGUGACGAAUACGACAAGCCAUCCUGUGAACGUAUGGACGAGAUCUUCAAUUGCAAUCGACAAUGUACAUCCGGCGACGAGCCUUGGCUACACAAACUACUUCUACGCCCAAGAUGCAGAUUCUCUGCUCUUCAAGGGCUACAACAUCUCGUGGGCGGCAGAGAAUAGUUCAAUUGUCGGCGAACCUUUCGAGGUUCCAGGCGAUCCUGGUCUGCCUGGGACGCACUUGAGUGUGUCCGCCUUGCCAAACGCAUCUGGCGGGAGUGACAUUGUGGUGUUCUAUCAAAAAGAGGGCGACGACAUCACUGUACACCAGAGGGAUCUGGUCGCUGGGCCAUGGACGGCCGCUCAAAUUCCUCUCCUACAUUGAAAGUGGGCAUGAGAACAUGGAAAUCGUCGUUUAUCAUCAGCGUGGUGUUUGGGAGUUGCCAUCAAGCGACGAAAGGGAACAUUCGUUGAUAGCUUCUGUUGUUCAAAUUUACGAUAAACGGA